Messenger RNA from Formica exsecta, 1363 nucleotides. Its product is annotated as alpha-tocopherol transfer protein-like. Bases 142 to 1119 code for a protein of 325 amino acids. NCBI's taxonomy places the organism in Eukaryota, Metazoa, Arthropoda, Insecta, Hymenoptera, Formicidae. The record is from RefSeq and is a predicted model, not a curated record. Gene Ontology annotation, cellular component: membrane. Gene Ontology annotation, molecular function: phosphatidylinositol bisphosphate binding. The transcript has 7 exons.
GGUCAUAUGUUUCGCAUUGUCACGUUCAUGUAAAAGUGGGGGAAGCUACGGCUUUCGAAUCAUCCAAACUGGACUGUCUGGACACAGUCUCAUCAGCAAUGCGAGCACCACAGUACUAAUCUGAUAUUCGUCGUGCUGGAUAUGAUGGCAUCAUCCGCGACCAUGGAGAAUAACUUUGAGUGCCCGUCCAAGAAGGACGUCUACCGAAUAUGGCAAGAGAGUGCGCCGAAGAUUAAGUUUGGUGAACACGAACUUAACAUUGAAUUGGAAGGUAUCGGCGAGUUCUUUAUGCAGAAAGCCAAGGAGGAAUUGCGAGAGACGCCGGAAAUCAUCGCUGAGAGCUGCACGCAGCUGACAGAAUUAAUUGCAGGGGAACCUGAUCUAAAAGUACCUAAUGACGAAGAAUUUUAUAAAAUGUUUUUGCGGCCAUGCAAAUAUUAUCCGAAAAGUGCUUUUUCGCUUAUGAAACGGUAUUAUCGGUUCCGCCUAAACUAUCCGCAUAUAUAUGCCGAUUUGUUGCCUAGUAAAGAGAAGACGGCAUUUUGCGCCAAUUUGAUUUAUCCAUUACCGUUUCGCGCUAAAGACGGAAGCAGAAUAUUAAUAAUAGAGGGAGGUAAACGAUGGAAUCCAAAGGAAGUGUCACUGAAUACACUCUUGAGAGGCUUGAUAAUAAUGCUGUACAUGGCUGUGGCGGAACCUAAAAAUCAGAUCUCGGGUGCGCGCGUCAUCAUAGAUGCGGAGGGUUUAUCUCUGUCUCAUGUGACGUAUAUUACUCCAAGUUUCGCCAAAAUGCUGCUUGAGUUUAUACAGAAGUGUAUGCCCAUUCGCUUUAAAAGUAUCCAUAUUGUAAAACAGUCUUUCUUUUUCAACAUGGCAUUCGCAAUUUUCAAACCAUUUCUAGAGGAGAAGAUUCGCAAAAGGAUUCAUUUUCACGGGACGAACUGGGAGAGUUUAAUGAUUUACAUAGAUCAAAAAGCAUUACUUAAGAGGCAUGGGGGCGAAUUAGAUAUGCCCGAGGGGCCAUUCGGUAUGACACUUUGGGAAAGUAUACUUUUAUGCGAAUCCUUUUUCGAAGUUGACCAACAAUACGGAUAUAAAACGGAUAAUAAUAUAAAAUAGCCAUUGUUUAUAACCGAUUGUUACGUUAUCAUCGCCAAUCAUCGUCAUUAUGAUUAUGAUUAGCAACUAUACGUGUGAAGUUGCAAUAUAUAAAUUGCUGACAUCGUUGACACCUCAUUCUUGGAAAUUACGAAUAUAAUUUGCCGUUAUUACAGCAAAUAUACGUUGUUGAUCUGAAAUUGCACGAGAAGAACACUAAGUGUCACAUUGAUGGCAUCAAUAAAAAAUAUUGCGACUUACAAAA